AUCUACUUCACAGCAGUCCGAAUGUACAAGAAAAAAAAUGUCCUGAAACGAAAACAUUACACUAUCAAUAGUGAUGAAAAUUUUGUAUUAAUGCUGGAUAUCAAGCAACUACUGUUGGAGGAUCAUCACCGACUGAUUUCAACAUUGUUGUUGAUUGACCGCACAACCAGCGGUGGAAGUGGAAGAAGUCCAUUGUUUCUCUCGUUUAUCUCGUUGGCGAAGGUGAUCGAUGAGCUAGAGAUUCUUGACGGAUAUCGUACUGAGUGGCAAGUACAAGACAGUGAGCGAAGACUACUAACGUGGGCAAUCCACUGGGCGAGGAAGGUGGCAAGUAUGGAAAACACCAUGAACAAUAUCGACAAUGUCUCAUUCAGAUCUGCAGUGAAGACAUUACAAAACUGCAUUCCAACCUUCGAAAUGAAUGAUUCAGAUGCCCGAAGUCUCUCAUCUGAUGGAGAAGCAGCAGCGAGGGCGUUACGCGACAGCGUUCUUUCUGUGCUCUAUCGCCACUGCAUAGAUUACGGCGAGCAGCAAAAAACAGCUGCUCGUCUCACCAAAAUUCUCUUGUCGCUACCACAACUGCAUAAACUAGAUGUUUCACUAUUUUUCAGCCAUUCUGCUUCAUGCAGUCCUUCAUCCAGUGCGAUGAGCAGUUGA
Messenger RNA from Angiostrongylus costaricensis, 657 nucleotides. The record is from the annotation of a GenBank genome assembly. NCBI's taxonomy places the organism in Eukaryota, Metazoa, Nematoda, Chromadorea, Rhabditida, Metastrongylidae.